AUGGUAUAUCCACAUUCCUGUAAGGAAAACAAACGAACGGCUAUUUUAGGAAGAGUAGCAGAAAUCACUCCAAAUGUACAGGUAGAGUGCACAAAUAAAACAAUUUCUGUUCUAUUUACCAAGCCGAAUAACUUAGAGAAAAACGAAUGGGUUAGAUUAUUUGGGUCGUAUAGGAAUGAUGCAUUCAUUGCGGAUGCGUUCAAUAGAGUGACUGCAUGUGAGGCUGUUUAUUUUGAACGUUUUCGAAAGAAAGUGCGAGAGUUCUAUCGGAGAAUGAAUUAA
Molecule: messenger RNA, 282 nt
Organism: Nematocida parisii ERTm1
Lineage: Eukaryota; Fungi; Microsporidia
Exons: 1
Coding region: 1-282 (93 amino acids)
Source: RefSeq, a predicted model, not a curated record